Suillus plorans is the source of this 1282-nucleotide messenger RNA. RefSeq lists its product as uncharacterized. The record is from RefSeq and is a predicted model, not a curated record. Lineage: Eukaryota; Fungi; Basidiomycota; Agaricomycetes; Boletales; Suillaceae. The coding region runs from base 239 to 1282 and encodes 347 amino acids. The transcript has 5 exons.
GCCCUUGCACUCGAAAGUUUCAGGAGGAAAAGUCGAAGGGGCGAUCCAGCUGAGACUGGCCAUAGCUCACCGGCCCCUUUUGCGCCCGUGUUUUGCCAAAGAAAGAAAGCGACUCCCAGGGUGGACUCUUUCUCCGGAAGUACCCCUUUGAUGAAGGGUGACAAAGUUGCCCAUCCACCACGACCUUGGUCUAAUAUAGACAAGCUGUACUGUAACGAAACUAAUUGACAGGCCCACCAUGGAUAAUUCUGUACCACUUCCCUCCAAUCUCCCUAACACAAUUCCCUCAGACUCUGAGUUCAAUGCUGCAUAUGACCGGUGUGUGGCCUUGCAGGCUCGGGCCCCUAUCUUGCAGUUGGACCCACCACGAAGCCCAUCAACCCUCAUAUGUGCCCGUAUCCUGGGUUAUAUGUUGAUAUAUGCACCAGGUCGUCACAAUAUUGCAAAGGACAUUAGCAAAUGUGUUGAUGAUAAUGAGCUUCUCCACCUUGCCCAACUCACCUAUGACUAUUUCAUUUGUUUGUUCAAUGCUGCUAAAAGUCAGAUCCAUGAAUAUUCUUUCCUGGACCAUACCUCUGGGCCAUCAUUUGACACUAUCAAGGCAGCAAUAGCACAUAUAAUGGAGGAGAGUCCAAUAGAUCAAAGAACAGCAAAAGCACAUGCCCUUGCUCGGGACAACUUUCGUUGUGUUGUUACUGGCGCCAUUGAUUAUAUAGCCUAUCACAAUAACAAACAGCUUACAGUGGAGGUUUUAGCUCAAGAACUCCAGGUCUUCCACACAGAAGUUGUUCAUAUUUUUCCAGCCUUCACUAACAAAGGUGAGGACAACCUGAAGCCUGAGUAUGCAGCAAAUGAACGGACCAUAGUAAACAAUUUUGCAGGCCAUGAUAUCAGCCAAGAACUUGAUGGCAUUAAGAUCCAUUGUCUUGAAAAUGUCUUGACUUUGGCCAUACAUGUGCAUGCAUUGUUUGACAGGCUUGCCUUGUGGUUUGAAGAAGUGGACACACAACACACAUAUCAAGUAUGUGGAAACCCUGCAUCUAUAUGCUCAUUUCCUCCUAUUGUGACAUUCACAACUAGUGAUCCUCUUCACUUGCCUCUACCUAGUCCAUACUACCUUGGUAUUCAUGCAGCAUUUUGCAAAGUUGCUAAUUUCUCUGGAGCAACAGACUGUAUUGGAAAGGCUUUUGGGGAUAUGGAAGAAAUAUCAACUCUGGCAUCUGAUGGAUCAUCUGCAGAUACUUUGUACUGUGCUUUGAUUUGUGCACUGCUAGCUAAAUGA